Paramecium pentaurelia is the source of this 8045-nucleotide messenger RNA. The record is from the annotation of a GenBank genome assembly. Lineage: Eukaryota; Ciliophora; Oligohymenophorea; Peniculida; Parameciidae.
AUGAAUUAAUUAUUAAACACAUCUUCCGAAUUAGAUUUAAUUAAUUGCGAAUUCAAUAUUAUUGUUGAUAAAAUUUCAAAUGGAAUUCAUUUAAAUGAUGAACACAUAGAAGAUGAUUUGAAAGUAUUACUAGAAAAAUUAGAUAAUGAAAAUAAGAAAGAAAAAAUCUUAUUCUUACAUAAAAAUUUCCCAAAAGCCUCAUUUCUAAACCUGCCUUAUUUUAGACAAAUAAAUAUAAACGAAAAUAACACAUAAGAAUAAAUUGACGGUUACAAAUAGAGGUAUUAAGAUAAUUUAAAUGAAAAAUAAUUUGAUUUAAUUCUUUAGGAAUUAAAAAAUGAGCAAUAUUGCAAAUGGAAUUUGAUACCUUGUUAGAUUAAAGAUUAUCUUAUUCCUCUUAAAUAAUUAAAAAAUGGCAUUCAUUUAAUUUUUGAACUUAUAGAAAUAAUAAAAGAUAAGACUUAAUACAAUUUUUUUUCCGUUUUAAUACAGCUUAUUAAAUUGUUCUUUCUUGAAUGUGAUAAUGAAAUAAAAGGAUAAAUUCAUUAAGUAGUAGGUUGUCUUUUAGAAAAUUAAAUAUAUAAAUUUGAAAAUUAUAUUUAAGAGGCUAUGAUUUAAAAUGAGAAAACACAAUUAAUGUUUCAAAAUUGUAUUCAGAAGGUUUAAUUCAAAGAAAUAUCAGUACAAUAAGGAAAAGAUAUUUUAUUCUAAAAUUGUAAAGAUUAAUAAAUCCUUUUUUUAUUUGAAUUAUUUACUAUCAAACUUGGAUCUCAUUUUGAUAAUUUAUUGGGGUUUAUGCAAAAUUUACUUUACGUAAAAAAUAAAGAAAUAAAUAAAGAUGAUUUGAUUUCAUACAUUUCUUUAACAGAAAAUUUUAAUCAAAAUUUAGAUUUUCUAUAUUUUAAGCUAGUGUUCUAUUUUUGGAUUUAAUAUAUUGAUUAAUUCAAACUAAAAGAUAAAAUAUAAGAAAUUGAAUAGAAAUUACAAAAAAUAUCUUAAUUUAAGUAAUAAGUAUGUGAAAAUUCUAUUUAAUAUAUUAGUUCACAAAACAAAAGCAUAAUUUUCAGAUAUGUUUUACAAAAAAUAGUUUAUUAUAGUAAUCUUUAAGAUUAAGAUUUCAAAGAAGGCUAAAAAUAAUAGGAGGCUUACGAGAAAGAAUUUAAGAAUAAAUUUGACUAAUUUAAAUUCCAAAAUUUAGAAUUAUAAGAAUCAAAUUUAAAUGAAGUAGUAAGUAUUUCAAAAAAAAUUAUGUUUUAUCAGUUAAUAACUUAAUAAAAUCAAUGCCAAGGGUUUAAUAAACAAAUACAUAUCUUAAAAUUUUUAGCUACUAAUGAUCUAACUGAUAAACUAAAAUAGAUCUUUUUAUAAAUUAUAAAUAAAGGUUGUGAAGACAAGUAAAUUGUUGAUUUUUCUAAAAUAUAAAAGAUUAACCUUCUUCAUUUAUAAAAUGGUUUAGAAAAUAAAUCCUAAAUAAAAAUGUCAAGAUUUGUUAAUUAAAAUGAGAUUUUUUAAUAAUAUCCUAAAUAAAUGAGGAUAAAAAUGGAAGAAUUUAAUAUUUCAUUAACUUCGAAAAACAAUAAAGAGGAUAUUGUUUAAGAAUGGUUAAAAGAUAAAACCAAUGAAAAUAAUUUCAAGAAAUUGCUUCCUUAUUAUUUUAAUAUUAUUAAAAGGAGAGAAUCACCAGAAGAUUUAUUAAGCUUUAUUAAUAGACAGGAUGGUAGAAAGAAUGAAUCUUUGAACUUAAAAUCUUUAUUUUAAUUACUUUACAAUAAUUCAGAUAAAGAACUUUAAGUUAUGCUAUUAAAACUACAUUCGAAAAGCUAUCCUGUUCCAUUACUUUAUCAAAACCCUUAAUUAGAAAAGAAUUUUACUUCAAAUAAAAACUUUUAUAUCUUAAAUUCAAAUAUGUUUUAUCUUUUAUCAAAUGAUUUUCCAAUAAUCAAUUUUUCUUUAAGCAAAAUAGUGAAUUAAUUUGGAAAAUCUGAGUUAAUCAAUAUGAUAUUUUAUACUGAAUAUGAAGAUUCAAAAUUUGAAGUUUCUGAUAAAUCUUCAAUAAACAAUAGUUCAAUAGAUUGUUAAUUUGAUUUUUCCUUUAAUGGAAGUAGAAAUUAUUUAAUAGCUGAUGUGCAUGGAUAGUUAGAAGAUGAAAUAUAUUAAGCAUUACUUCCCUUUUUUUAAUUUUGGAUUAUAUAAAUGCAAUCAGAUGAUGAAUUUGAAGAAAAUGUUGAUAAGUUAAUGGGAUUGUAUGAAAAAAUGGAAUUCAAAAUUAAUCCUAAAAUUGUUCUAAUCAUUCGAGACUCAGAACAAAAGUAAUUAAAUUAAGAAAAGUUUAAUAUGAUUUAAUAAAAAGGUAUUGAUGUUUAUCAGAUACCUAAUUUACAAAGAUAAGAGAAUAAGGCUGAAGAAAAAGAAGAAAGAAAAAAAAUAAAAGAAUUUAUUAUAAAAAAAAUAGACAAUAAAAAUGAAACAGUCAAAGAAGAAGAAAUAUAAGAAUCCUUUUUAAAUAUUUGUAAAGCUUUUAAUGUUAAUGAAGAUGAAAUAAAGCAAUCUUAAAAAAUUCUUACAGAUUUAACUUUCGAAUUAGAGAAAAUCAUAAAGUAAGAAGAUGGAUUUUAUUCAAUUUAAGCAUUUCCAUUAAGAAAUUUAGCAUGGAAAUUAAAAUCGUUAAAAAAAUAAAGAUAACAAUUAAAUUAUACUAAAAAUUUAUAUGAAUAAGAGUUAGAAAAAAAACUAAAUGCCAUAAUUUAGAUGAAAUUCGAUCAAAAUAGUGAUAAGUAGGGAAGAUUAGAUCAAAAAAAGAAAGAAAAAUAAGAGAUUGAGCAAAAUAUUAAAUAAACUGAAGAAAAUCUCAUAUUAAUUACAAAAGAGAUUGAUAAUUUUGAAGAAAAAAAUACUAAACAUAAUUUUAAUGAAUCACUAUUAAUAAAAUAUUUUAGUUAAAUUUUUGAAUAGAACCAUUUUUACAUUACUUACAUAAGUUUUGUUGAAAAAAUUGCAAAAUUCAACUCAAGGAAUCUUAAAGAUUUAAAUUUAAAGAUAGAGAAAGUAAAAGAAUAACUUAAGUCUAUAAAAGAAGAAUAAAAAUAAGAAAUACAAAUUCUAGAGAAAAAUUUGAAAAAUUUAGAAAAUAAAUAUACAACCCAAAAUAUCAGUAUUGAAUUAUUCUGGAGGGAAGUUAUUAAAGGAAAUAGUUCCUUUCUUUAAAGUCCUAUAGUUAUUGUAUGUUAAUUAAUAAAAAAAGGAGAACCUUUUGAAUUUUUAAAUGGAGAUGAUCUUAGCAUAGAUUCAAACUUUUUACAUCAAUUACGAGAAAAUUUAUUAGAUAAAGGAGAUAAUAAAAUACUGUUUUUAAGUAUAUUGGGGCCAUAAAGUUCUGGAAAAUCUACAUUGUUAAACAGAAUAUUUGGGUGCCAUUUUUUAACUAGUAUGGGACGAUGUACAAAAGGAUUAUUUCUAUAAUUAUUAAAAAUAUCAAAUAAAGAAUAAUUUGAUAAUUUAUUUGAUUAUAUUUUAUUGCUAGAUUCAGAAGGACUUUAAAAUCCUCAUUAAUAAGAUCCAGAAUUUGAUAAAAAAAUUACUCUUUUCAUAAUUUAAAUAAGUGAUAUUCUUAUAUUUAAUGUGAAAGGUGAAAUUCAUUCUACUUUUCAUAAUUUAAUUGAAGCCAGUUUUUACACACUUGCAAAAUAUUCUAAAUUAAAAUUCUUAAAAUAAUUUUCUUGGUGUUUCAAUUAAAAUAGUUAAUUAAACGAAAAUGAAAAAUUUAAAUUAUUAAACUAAAUUGAAGAUAUAGGAAAAAAUUUAGAUGCUGAAAAGAGCUUAGUUGAUGAAGAUAAUAAUUAAAUUAAAUAUGUUGAGCACUUAGAUAUACAUGAGGAUAAUAUCUAAAUUUUGGGAAUGGCUACAAUUUCUAAAGAGUGGCAAAAAUAUUAUUCUUAAUCAUAGAAUAACUCUAUCUAAUAUUAAGAAAUUAACCAAUAAGAUUAUUCCAAAAAUGCCUUGAAAUUUGGAAUAAAAAUAAUAGAAAAGUAUAUCUAAAAGUAUAAAUAAACAAAAAAUAAUCAUCAUUAAAUUUUAACUUGGGAUGCGUUUAUUAAUAAAGUUGAAUCGUGCUGGGAAAUUGUCUCAAAAUUACCUGAUUUAGUAGAGUUUUCAGAUUUAAAAGAGUAAAAAGAUUAUGAAACCAUUAACAAAAUUGCAACCGAGAAAAUGACCAAAGCAAAUGAAAAAUUUCCAGAUUUUGAUUAUAUUAUUCAAUUGAUCUAAGAAAAGAGUGAAUCAAAUAAUUCUUUAGAAAAUUAUAAUUUAAUACAGAAGGAAAUUUAAGAUGACUUUUUAUAAUCAUGUUAUAAUUAAAAAGAUGAAAUAUUAAAGGAUUUAUAAAAGGAAUAUUCAUAUUAAAUUAUUUCAGAUGCAAUUAUAAAAAAAGUAGAAGGUAAUAUAGCUGAAGUAUACUAUGCAAUUGGUUUAGAAGGAUCUUUAAUAAUCUUAUAAAAGAUUCACUAAUUAAGGAGAUAAUUUCAAUAUAGUCUUGUCUCUGCAAAAUUUGAAUAGAUUGUCAGUUAGUUAUAAAAUGAUUAAGAAUAAUUAUAAGAAUUAUUAAGAAACUCAAAUUUAAGAAAUAAUAAAUUUGAAUAAUUGUGGAAUGAAUAAGUUGAAUCAUCGAACAAAGAGAUUGAAAACCUGCACAUAGAAUUUCAAAAAGCAUUAUUUGUCUGUUUUUAGAAAUAUAAGAUAUAGUAUUAGUUCAAAACAGAGAAUUUGGAAGAUUAGAUUGAUUAUUUUAUAAAAGUAAUAAACAAAUAGGAGCCAAAUGAAGAAAAAGAAAGUCAAAUGGGGAAAAUCUGCAAUCUAUUUUUGAAAGACUUUCAAAAAAAGAAUUCUUUUAAUACUCUGAAUAAAUAGAGUAAAUAAUAAUAUUAAUAAAUUUUUGAGGAAGAUAUUUAAAAAAGACUUGAUAACAUGCCUAAAUCUCCUUUAAUUGAUCCAUGGAAGUACUUGCAAAAGUAAACUACUUAUCAAGUCAUAAAAAAAAGUUAAAUUGUUGAUGAAGUUAAAAAUAAUUUAAAGUCAGUGUUAAUUGAAAUAAUAAAGCAAAAGAAAGAUGAUGAAAAGUAAAAAUUAGAAAUUUAAGAAUUAUUUACUAUAUUGAAUCAAUUGCCUAUUUAAUUUGAAAAGAAAAUUUAGGAGAAUGUUCUUAAUUUAGUUAAUAGGAGAUUUUUGAAUUUCAAAUAAAUUCUUUAUGGAACUUAAAAACAAUCAACUCAAUAACCAGAAAUUCAAAAAUACCCAUAACCCAAAUAAUCUUAAACCAAUUUUUCUUUUGUUCAAAAUAAAAUUGAAUGUUUUGAACCAAAAAACUACUACUCCAAUAUUCAAUAUUAUCAAUAAACUAGUAUUUCAUAUUAACAAAUUUGUCAAAAUAUUCCAAAUUCAUUCAGUUAUCAAAAUUAAUUAGGUAUUCAAAGAAUCACAAGUACUCAAAAUCCAUAUAGUAAUACUUUGAAUUUUCAAAAUUAAUAUAUUUUUCAAAAUACCCAAAAUAUACAAAGAAAAGAUAUAUAGCCAUUUAACUAAAUCAAUGAAAGUCUUAUUAUUGAUAAUCUAGUAAAUUCUUUAUAAGAAUCUCAAGCUAUAUCCUAACCAAUGAACAUUUUUAUUUUCAAAUAAAUCUAAUAAAAGUUUCCCUCAUUAAUUGGAUAUUAAAAAAAUUUAACAAAUAUGGAUGAGAAAUUAAAAAAUCAAUAUUUCAUUCUGAAAGAGCAUGUUUCAAUAAAAUUUUCAUAAAGUAACAAAAAAGCCUUAAAUCAACAGUUGUUUAAUUAUAUUAUAUCUUAAAAAAAUAAUCAUAUGGAUAUAUAUGAUUUUUCAUAAAAUUUUCCCUCUAUAUUUAUAGAAAUAAUGAAUGAAAAUUAAGGAUGGAUUAAAUUAUGCUCAAAUAUUUAUAAUAUAAUUUAAGAUUAAAUUUAUGAUACAAAAUAAUCUUAACCAAAGCAGUAGUAAUCAGGUUCUGAUAUUUGGUAAAUAAUUUCCAUGGAUGAAGAUGUUACAUAAUAUAGUCGACAAUUAUUAUAAGGAUUAAUAUAAAAAGUUGAAAAUAAACUAGAAUCAAUUAAUAAAGAAUUAGCUUUUUUUGGGAUUGAAUUUAGUCAAUUGUUAAUUCGAAAGCUAUAAUUUUUUGCAUUUUUUAUUAUUUGGAGAUUUAUUUGUUAUGAUAAAUUGAAAAUGUAUGAAAAAGAAUAAAAUAAAUUUUUGGAAAAUAAAGCAAUAAUGAAAUGUAAAUAUGAAAAUGCAUUAUAGCAAAACCUAUUGUAGGAUUGCAAAGAUUAAGCAAAAUAAUAGGCAAAAUUAAUUUAUAGACUUUGUAUCGCAUAAUUUUACAAAGAAAAUAAUGGAAAUGUAACAAAAUAAAUUAAUAAAAAAUAAAAGACCUCUUAUUAACUGAUAAAAGAUUUAGAUUAAUAAUUACUGAUUAUUAAGAAGGAGGAUAUAAUUUAAGGUUAAAGUUUAGAAGAAUCAAUUAUUGAAUACCUAAGUAACUAAAUAGGAUUUAUGAAUAAAUAUAUUGGAUAGUUCAUAUAAAAUCUUCAAAAAGAAAUUGAAAAAUAAUUAGAAUUAUAACCUUAUGUGUAAAAUCAAUUAAAUUUAAUAAAAAAUAAUACAUCAAUUUUACUUGAUAGAAUAACUAAUUUCCAGAAAUUAAAACCUUAAGAUUAAUUUUUUGGUUUUGAAAAUCAAAGGCUAUCAUUAUAUUUAAUUUUAUAUUAUAUUUUAGGAUAUAAUAUUGGGAAUAUGGAACAAUUAAAAUACAAAUAGAUAUUUUUACCUGAUUAGAAUAUUAAAGAAGUUAUCCUUCCAAUGGAAGAAAUUAAAAAAAAUUAGGUGGGUAUUAAUAUAUUAUUCUUAUCAGAAUUUUUGAAAGAAUUUAUAUCCUAAAUUUCUAUCUUUUAUGAAUAAAGUUAAACAUUAAAAACAUCUAUUGAUGAAUUUCAAUUAAAAGGAAAAUUUCAAGAGAUGAAAAAUAUUAUGAAUGGUUGUGACUAAUCAUGUCCUACUUGUAAUAGAAAAUGUGAUAGUGAGGAAUUUUUAGAUAAAAAUCAUAAACAUAAGUGCAAAAAUGGUCAUUAAUUAAGAGGUACAUAUUAUAUAUAUAUUCAUAAGGAAUGAAUAAGAUAUUGAUUCGAAACUCCCCAUCUCUCUUUACUUGCGAGGAAAUAGUUGACGAGACAGAGAUUUUAAUAAAGGAGACUUCUAAGAUUAAAACCUGGAAAGAAAUUAAAGCAUACUAUAAGAAUUGGAGUUUUAAGGAUAUUUUAUUAACAGAGCAAUUAUAAUAAAAUAAAUAAAAGAUGAUAGAAAUAUGGAACGGAGGAAUUGGCUAAAAGAUUUGUGAUGAAUUAUCAAAAGAGUUAAAAUAGCGUGUUCUUUAUUUAAAAAAAUAUGAUCUGACUAUGUAUUAGCAGCAUAGUUCAACACACUAUAUUUUCAUCCUAGAUGAUUCUGGAUCUAUGAAGGAUCAAUGGAAUUCUGUUAUUAAGAGUGUCGAAACAUAAUUUUAAUAAAUAAGUAAGAAAGAAAAUGCUAGAAUAAGUGUUGUGAUAUUUAACAAAGAUGCAAGAGUUGUUAUAAAAUGUCAAGAAUUAAAAAUUGAGGAAUAGUUAAAAUUAAUUACUUAUAUGAGUGGAGGAACAAAUUAUGGGCCUGCAUUUAAAUAGACACUUUUACUUUUAAAAGAAAAUCCAGAAUUCAAUAAGUAAUAUUUCUCAUUUAAUUUUAGUUCAAUAAUUCUUUUUUACACUGAUGGUUUAGCUGAAUACCCUUAGAAAGAAAUUGAAGAGUUUAGUAAAUUAUAAAAAACAAUUAAAGAUACUAUUUAUUUUUUAGCUUGCUCAUUACCUAAUAAAUCAAUAUCAUUAGAUUAAAUUUUAAAUUUUUGUUAAAGAGAAUUUUCUUAUGCAGAAUGGAGGGAAAAGAUAGAACCAUCUAACCUUAAUAAAAAUUGGACAGAAAUGAUUUCUUAAACAAAUUUUGAUAAAUAUAAGGCUUGA